This is a messenger RNA of Salvia hispanica, 1787 nucleotides long. Its product is annotated as extracellular ligand-gated ion channel protein (DUF3537). NCBI's taxonomy places the organism in Eukaryota, Viridiplantae, Streptophyta, Magnoliopsida, Lamiales, Lamiaceae. The record is from RefSeq and is a predicted model, not a curated record.
AACCACGUAUCAGAAUUACAGAUCAACACUGACAAAAUACAAUUAAACUGUGCACAGCUCAUUAAAGGUCCACCUUUCAUCAUCAGCCACAAACACAGAGAGGGAGAUUUAAAAGCUCUGAUUUUCAUCGUCGAUUUCACAUCAAAUCCCCACAAAAAAGGACUAAAAUCCAGAAAACCUGCUGUGACUGUGACACAUAUCUAUCUAUCCACCAAUCCAUCGAUGGGAGACGAGAGAGAGAGGCCGCUGCUGGUCGACAAGAGCAGGGCCUUCGCGCGAUGCCAAUCUCACGCGCGCGACGAGCUCCACAGCUUCCGCACCUGGCUGAGGUGGCUCUGCGUCGACCAGUCCAACGCAUGGACCGCCUGCCUCUCCUGGCUCGUCUUCCUCCUCUUCGCCAUCCUCGUCCCCGCCCUCUCCCAUUUCGUCCUCUUCUGCACCGAUUGCGACAGCCGCCACAGCCGCCCCUACGACACCGUCGCGCAGCUCUCCCUCAGCGGCGUCGCCGCCAUCUCCUUCCUCUCUCUCUCCACCUUCGUCCGGAGGUACGGCCUCCGGAGGUUUCUCUUCUUCGAUAAACUCAGGCACGAGAGCGAGACCGUUAGGCAGGGCUACACCGAGCAGCUCAACAGAUCACUGAAGAUAUUAUUUGUUUUCGUGCUGCCGUGUUUUGCUGCUGAAGCUGCUUAUAAGAUAUGGUGGUACAGCUCUGGAGGAUCAAAGAUUCCGUUCCUGGGGAAUGUUGUCAUUAGCAACACCGUUGCUUGCAUUCUUGAUCUAUGCUCAUGGUUUUACAGAACAGUUGUCUUCUUCCUGGUCUGUGUUCUGUUCCGUUUGAUAUGCUAUCUCCAGAUUCUCCGAAUGCAAGAUUUUGCCUUGGUUUUCCAAGGCAACUCCGAGGUUGAAGCAGUGUUGAAGGAACACCUCAGAAUCAGAAGACAACUUAGGAUCAUAAGCCAUAGGUACAGAUCAUUCAUUCUAUGUGGACUCAUAUCCAUCACUGCCAGCCAAUUCGCCUCCCUUCUCAUGACUACGCGCCCCAACGCUCAUCUCGACAUAUUCAACUGUGGAGAACUCGCGGUUUGCUCCGUGAGCCUUCUAGCCGGGCUGUUGAUUCUGUUGAGAAGCGCAGCCAGAAUCACACACAAGGCGCAGGGCGUGACGUGCCUUGCAGCCAAGUGGCACGUUUGUGCCACAAUCGACUCUUUUGAUGGAGGAGAUGGGGAGACUCCGGUUGCAAAGGUAGGUGACGAACAACAAGCGUUCCUUGAGAACUCCAAUGGAUCGUUUGAUUAUGACGAUGUUGGCGAUGAAGAAGAUGAACUGGACAACACAAAAUUUAUCCCGGCAUAUGCAUACAGCACAAUCUCAUUUCAGAAGAGACAAGCCUUAGUGACAUACUUUGAGAACAAUAGAGCUGGAAUAACAGUGUUUGGAUUCAUGCUGGAUAGAAGCUCUCUUCACACCAUUUUUGGGAUAGAGUUGUCGUUGGUGCUCUGGCUGCUUGGGAAGACGGUAGGCAUAUCUUAAACGAGCAAAGAGAGAGAAUUUGGGUGUUUGUGAUUUGAGAUGGUUGCUGGUUUGAUCGAUUUUGCACAGAUCAGAGAAAGAAAAUGUUGAGAUGUGACCAAUUUAUUCGUUCAUUGUAUUUUAUAUUGUCAUCAUCCCCUACCAUAAUAUUGUAUACCUUGUGUUGUAUACCAUGUGUUUGCUUCUUCUUUAUUGUAUAAUGUUCACAUAAGAUUGAUCUAAGGGGCUUGUAUUACUCCGUACAUUCUUGUGGUUCA